AUGAAUAUCUUCCGUUUCUUGGGUGAUUUAUCCCAUCUCGCAUCCAUUUUCAUCCUCCUUCACAAAAUCCAAACUUCCAGAUCAUGUCGAGGAAUCUCCUUCAAGACUCAGGCAUUAUACCUGACGGUAUUCCUGACGAGAUAUGUCGAUCUGUUGACUGGACCAUACGUCUCAUUGUAUAAUACGAUAAUGAAGUUGUUCUUUAUCGGUUCGACUGGUUAUACACUGUUCUUGAUGAAGGUUAAAUUUAGACCAACACACGAUGCUUCCCUUGAUACAUUCAAGCUCACCUACCUUCUCCCACCCGUUGCUAUUCUAGCUUUACUGUUCAACUACGCCUACACACCCUUCGAACUCACUUGGGCAUUCUCAAUUUGGUUGGAAUCAGUCGCGAUCCUACCUCAAUUGUUCAUGUUGCAACGUACCGGUGAAGCCGAAACUAUCACUACGCAUUAUCUCGCUGCGCUGGGUUUGUAUAGGGGUUUGUACAUCCCUAAUUGGAUGUAUAGAUACUUUACCGAAGGUGCUUUCGACCCUAUCGCAGUAGUGGCAGGAUUGAUCCAAACUGGUAUUUACGCGGAUUUCGGUUAUAUAUACGUCACCAAGGUCCUUCGUGGUCAAAAAUUCGAACUCCCCGCUUAA
Molecule: messenger RNA, 642 nt
Organism: Kwoniella botswanensis
Lineage: Eukaryota; Fungi; Basidiomycota; Tremellomycetes; Tremellales; Cryptococcaceae
Exons: 6
Coding region: 1-642 (213 amino acids)
Biological process (GO): protein retention in ER lumen; endoplasmic reticulum to Golgi vesicle-mediated transport
Cellular component (GO): cis-Golgi network; endoplasmic reticulum; membrane
Molecular function (GO): ER lumen protein retrieval receptor activity
Source: RefSeq, a predicted model, not a curated record